AUGGACUUCACUUCGAAGAUUAACCUGGCUUGGAUGGACCUGCAUUCGGAUCACUUGCAGUCGCCGGUGACACUCGGGCUCGCUGGCUUCGUAGCAACCUUGAUCAGUUUCCUGGCCUAUUUAUCGUACACUCCCAGAGUCGACAAGAGGUCACCAGCAUUUACGUCGGACACAGUUCCAUUCGUCGGCUCCUGGGGCUUCUUUACUCGGAAACAGAUCUUCUGGGACAACGCCGUGGCGGAGUCCAAGACGGGGAACUUCAGUUUCUGGCUGGGCAAGCAUCAUGUCGUUGGGGUGUCAGGCGAGGCCGCCCGCAAGAUGUAUCUGGACCACCGCGACCUGGAUUUUGUCGCCGGAGCGGCCCUCGUAGGACACGGUCCAGACUUUGUACCUCCCAUCCACGAGAUUUUCCACCCUACCUUCCACAACGGUCGUAGCUACUUUCAGCGCCGCCUGAUCGACCUGUUGAAAUCGGAGCAGCUCGCCAAGCGUCUUCCCCGCGCGAGAAGCGACGCCCGCGCCGCCUUCGAGGCGCUGGCCAAGAACCCAUCCGGCGUCAUGAACCCGUCCUACACCUGCUAUCGCAUCGUAGUGAAGCAGUGCGUCCGUCUCGUGUGCACCGACGAAAUCUCGGAUGACCCCAAGCUACUGGAACGCUGCUUGGGCUACCUCACGAUUCUCCAGUCUACCACCAGUAUCCACACUGUUGCCGUCCCUUGGCUGCCAUCUCUGUCGUACAUGAAGCGCCGUUAUGGACGCUAUGGUCUCAGAAGCCUCGUGACGCCUAUCGUCAGCAGGCGGAUGAAGAAGGGCACCCCUCGCGUGGACGACGCUCUGCAAGUCUUGAUCGACAACGGCGAUAGCAAGGAAUACAUCAUCAACUUCCUCAUCAGCAUCCUGUUCAUCUCCACCGCCAACGCCGGCGUCCUGGCCGGCGCUAUGCUGAACAUCAUGGCCCACCACCCCGACUGGCAGGAGAAGAUCUACGGCGAGAUCAAGGCCGCCGCCGCGGCCCACUCCAAGAACAAGGACGCGCCCCUGGUCGACCAGCUCGACUCGAUCCCGCUCGAGGCCUGGGAUUCAUCGUUCCCCUCCCUCGACCUCUGCUUCGAGGAGGCCAUCCGCAUGUGGGUCGCCUUCCCCAUGAUCCGCCUGAACACGGCCCCUGACCCCAUCCCUAUUCCCGGGACCGACGAGGUCAUCCCCGCCGGCAGCUUCGCCUCCUACAACACCACCGAUGUGCACUUCAACGAGGAGCUGUACCCGAACCCCGCCAGGUACGACCCUAAUCGCUUCCGUGAGGGUCGCCAGGAGUUCAAGAAGCAGACGUAUGGCUUCGUCGGCUGGGGCCAAGGCCGUCACCCCUGCCUGGGCAUGCGCUGGGCCAAGAUGCAGCAGCACAUCAUCAUUGCCUACGCCCUGGCCAUGUUCAAGUGGAGCGGUUGCGACGCGAAUGGGCAGCCCAACCCCCACUUCGACCGCAAGACGGAUAUGAACUCGCACGCCCCCAGCCUGCCCCAGGGCCUUUACUGCAAGCAUGUUCCCAGGGAGAAGAUAUAA
Messenger RNA from Rasamsonia emersonii CBS 393.64, 1560 nucleotides. RefSeq lists its product as uncharacterized. The coding region runs from base 1 to 1560 and encodes 519 amino acids. The transcript is spliced from 3 exons. Gene Ontology annotation, biological process: sterol metabolic process. Gene Ontology annotation, molecular function: oxidoreductase activity, acting on paired donors, with incorporation or reduction of molecular oxygen; iron ion binding; heme binding. The record is from RefSeq and is a predicted model, not a curated record. NCBI's taxonomy places the organism in Eukaryota, Fungi, Ascomycota, Eurotiomycetes, Eurotiales, Trichocomaceae.